GUGAAGCAGGUCGGACUAAACAGAGACAAAAAGAAAACCUGCAUGUUCCCCGAGGUUCGCAAAGUAAAGGCGAGCGGAGCUGCCCGCGCUCUCUGCGGUGUCCGCCGCCGUCUGUAGCGGCAUGGGGACAGGAGUGGGCGCUCCAUCUGCACACGUCGACGCGCCGGUUUAACCGCGGACAGUUAAUUGCCACCGGGAGACAAUUAAGCAGCGGGCGAGGAGCGAGGACGGUGUUCGCUGUCAACUUCAAAGGAGCUCCCGUGUGCCCGAGCGGCCGGUGGAUGUUGCGCCAUGGAGACGAAGACAAGACUUCGAGCCACGAUGAUGUUACUGUGGAUGUUUCAAGGUGACACCAAGGAGGUGGAGAUCCCCAGAGGAGAGAUGGAGGUGGUCAAGGGCCAGAUGGUGGUGUUACAUGCCUGGUACAGCCCCAACUCAGACAUUUCCAAAAACUCUGUCAUUUGGCACUUCACGGGAAAAGAAAUCAAGCAGGUAAUAAACUUUAGCAACGGUAAAGUCGGGCGCGGUCAGAACGAGUUCACCAAAAGAGUGGGCUUCAGUGCGGCCAUGCCCUCAGCCAACCUCUCCAUCUACAUCAACAACACCCAGGAGUCGGACUCUGGGCGCUACUUAUGCUCUGUCAUCAUCCCUGGCAGUGCUGGCAUUUCUGGACAUAUGCACUUAAAUGUCAAAGUCCCUCCUUCUCCCCCAGUGUGCACCAUGACAGGAAACCCAGUGGUGAAGGGCAAUGUGACUCUGAGUUGUAUGUCCAGUCAUGGAAAACCCAUCCCUCACUACAAAUGGACCAAGGCUGCACCCAUGACUGAGGUCUUCUUCGCCCCAAUGCAGAAUGAGCGACACGGCACCCUGAGGCUGAGCAACCUCACUAAAAGCAUGUCGGGGAAGUACAUAUGCCGAGCCAGCAACACCGCCGGCUCCGACAGCUGCUCCAUUAACCUGGAGGUUAUCACCUCUUCCAAUGCAGGCAUGAUUGCAGCAGCUACACUGGGGUCGAUAGUGGGACUGGUGGCCAUGGGGCUCUUCCUCAUAUUCAUACUGAGGAGGAGAAGGGACACUGAGGAGGAGAUGGCCAAUGAGAUCAAGGAGGAUGCUCAGGCGCCAAAGCGAGUGUCAUGGGCAAAAAGUAACACCGGCUCCGACAUCAUAUCCAAAAACGACACGCUGUCCUCCAUCGCCACCAGUCCGCGACCGCGAGACCCCCUCCAGCCAAACUUCCACUACCCAUACUCCCCCACAUCGGCUUCGGAUACCGGCUCAGUGAUUAACGCCUACCAGCUGCGACCCGGAGAAGCCGGCACGCUACAGGGGCUUCCCGGUUACAACGUGGGAGGCACCCCGUCACGCAAACACAAGCGACCCCCCAGCACAAACGGGGCCCCUCCGCAGCUUCAGAGGAGCCCCGUGGUCGCCAUCCCCAACAGGACUGAGGCUCAGCCUCAGGUGCCACCUCCACUCACUGUGUCCCCACAAAUCAGCUGCUCCACUCUGACGCGCAUGGGGGCUGUAGCUGUCAUGGUGCCUGCUCAGAGCCAAGCGGGCUCCCUGGUGUAGGCCUGGGGAAGGACAGUGGUUACGGACGGAGGGAGCGAGCAAACAAACGUAUGCCUUGAAAUGGAAAGCACCUUCUCCACCAGCGCCUGAGAGGUUGUGAGAGAAGACGACGUCUCGCAGGUCCCUUCAGUUUCUUUUUGGAAGAAAUAUAUUUUUAUUCCCACUCUUUUACAGAGAUUUUAAAAAUGAUAUCCAAUAACUUUAUGAUUUUUAGGCUAUAUACAAAAAACUGACCAUGAGAGAGUUGUUUAAACUGAAUACAGUGUGUCUGGAUACUGUAAGUAGUGUGUUAAGAGUUUGUGCAGUUCUUGCUAAACAUAAUGCUUUGGACAUUUGUAUAACAACUAAACUAAAUAUAUACAAUUUUAUAAAUCCAUUUGUAUGAAUCACUCUUCAGUCACUUCUCUCAGGCAAAUCGCACUCGUUAAAAAUCACAGUUCAGGUAUUUCAACUUUUAUUUUAUCGCUUUCUUUGAUCCACUUCUGUUCAUGUACAGGUUGUUUUAUUUAAACUACGGUAACAAUGUCAGUGUGGUUGCGUGACAUUGAUGUCUGCUGAGAGAAUAUUUAUGGAGUAUAUUGCCUGUUAUGGUAGUUGGAUUGUAACCGAUAGUGUUGAAGUUAAUGGUUUCUUACUAUUUUGUUCAAAGGUGCUUGGUAAAACAUGAUAUAAUUACUGUAAACAUUUGAGGUCAUUAUUCGAUGGGAUAAUAUUUGACCAACCCUCUUGCUGAUGGUCUUUUUUGUUUUCUUGAAAGUAUACUAAACUCUGGAAAUAAUGUGUUGGUGAGUUAUUGA
Molecule: messenger RNA, 2369 nt
Organism: Cyclopterus lumpus (lumpfish)
Lineage: Eukaryota; Metazoa; Chordata; Actinopteri; Perciformes; Cyclopteridae
Gene: esamb
Product: endothelial cell adhesion molecule b
Exons: 7
Coding region: 292-1572 (426 amino acids)
Biological process (GO): homophilic cell-cell adhesion
Cellular component (GO): plasma membrane; adherens junction
Molecular function (GO): cell-cell adhesion mediator activity
Source: RefSeq, a predicted model, not a curated record